Messenger RNA from Paramuricea clavata, 2785 nucleotides. NCBI's taxonomy places the organism in Eukaryota, Metazoa, Cnidaria, Anthozoa, Malacalcyonacea, Plexauridae. The record is from the annotation of a GenBank genome assembly.
AUGGAAGAAAUGGGUAACUCGUUUAGAACGACUGUUAACAGCGAUGAACAUUACAGAUAAGAAACAAAGAAAAGCACUCAUGCUACACUUUGCUGGCCCAGAAGUCGACGAAAUUUUUGACACGCUCUAAUACCCCGAAGGCGAAGCCGACACAGACUAUGAAGCUGCCGUAGGAAAACUCACUGAAUACUUCGCUCCACAAACGAAUAUCGCGUACGAAGUCUAUAAUUUUAGACAAGCAAGACAAAAUCAAGGAGAAUCACUCGAUAGUUAUCACGUUAGACUUCGUCAACUCGCUAAGACUUGCGAUUUUACGGACAUAGACAAAGAGAUGAAAGAACACAUUAUUCUUAGCUGCACUUCGAACACGCUGCGUAGGCGAGCACUUCAGGAUGAAUACAGCUUGGAUAAGUUAUUAAAAGUUGGAAGAUCGUUAGAAAUCAGCGAAAGUCAAGCAAGACAUCUCGAAGGAAGAGAUCAAGCAAUAAAUUCGGUGCGUGGCAGAAACAGAAGCUAUCAAAUGAGACGAAAUUAUUUAUCGCGUGAGGAUAAACCACCCACUCAUUUUAGCAAGAAGAAUAUUCAUACUUCUAAACAAAGUAAAGAGCCACAUCAAACCUGUAGAAAUUGCGGUGGACAUUUUCCCCAUAAACAAGUUUGUCCAGCGAAGGAUAAAGAUUGUAGAGCAUGCGGAAAACGUGGACAUUUUGCACGCGUAUGUCGUACGAAUCCACCGAAAUCGAAACCUGUGAAUGCUGUCGCACAAUCCCUUGAUAAGAACCGACCAAACGAUGACGAAGCUGACGAGUACGAAUAUGUCUAUACGGUUAACAAGUCACCAAAUGGCCCACCUACCUGUCUAAUUGAAAUAGAAGGACAACGACUCAACAUAAUGAUCGAUACUGGAGCAUCGGUCAACCUGAUAGAUGAAACAACCUACAGGAAAAUAAAUCGACAUGGAGAACGAAGAUUGGAAAAGGCAGAGCGUCACAUCUACUCCUAUGGUUCAUCAGUACCCCUACCAGUACUCGGGACGUUUAUCACUACGAUCAAAACACCAGAUAUGUCAACAGUUGCCAAGCUACAUGUCGUUAAAGGAAGUUUUGGAAAUCUACUUAGCUUUGUCACAGCCAAGAAAUUGAAUCUCCUUCAAGUAUCUGUGAAUGCAGUCGAUGUUCCAUACCCUGAAUGUCUACGACAAGACUACAAGUGUUUGUUUGGAGGAAUUGGGAAAGUAAAAGGACGGUUAAUUAAAUUGCAUAUAGAUCCCCAAGUGAAACCGAAACAACAACCUCAUCGUAGAAUACCUUUCCACGUACGAAAAGAUGUAGAGAAAGAACUUGAACGGUUAGAGAAGUUAGAUAUAAUAGAGAAAGUGGAUGGUCCCACUCCCUGGGUAAGUCCUAUCGUCGUCGUGCCAAAAGAUUCGGGAGAAGUGAGAAUUUGCGUUGAUAUGCGUGAAGCUAAUCAGGUGGUGAAAAGAGAGAAGCAUCUGAUGCCUACUGUGGACGAUCUCAGCCGUGAUAAAGGCAAUUGAAACCGAUAACUGGUCAACCCCCGAAGUUCAGGAGUACACGAAGAUCAAACAAGAAUUAAUAGUUCAUAAAGGUACAAUCCUGAGGGGAAAUCGCCUUGUGAUACCACCAACGCUGAGAAAUAAAGCUGUGGAUCUAGCACACAUUGGGCAUCAAGGUGUCAUGAAAACAAAAAGAUUGUUAAGGGAGAAAGUCUGGUUUCCUGGCAUAGACAAGCUUACAGAAGAGAAGAUAAGAAAUUGUCAUCCUUGCCAAGUUUCAACGCCCGAAAGCUCAAAACGCUCAGAACCUCUGAAGAUGACCCCAUUGCCCAGUGGUCCUUGGAAAGAAGUGUGCAUCGAUUUUGCCGGACCUUAUCCUUCGGGCGAAUAUAUCAUGGUGGUUAUCGAUGAAUACAGUCGUUUUCCAGAGGUUGAAAUCUUGACUUCCACAUCAGCUAGAACAGUGAUACCGAAGUUGGACGCAAUCUUUUCCAGACAAGGAAUUCCUGACGUCUUAAAAAGCGACAAUGGUCCUCCGUUUACUAGUCUCGAAUUCAAGAAAUUCGCAGAGCAUCUGGGUUUCCAACAUCGUCGGAUUACACCAUGUUGGCCAAAAGCUAACGGGGAAGCUGAGCGCUUUAUGAGAACUCUCGGAAAGUCCAUACGCACUGCUACUGUUGAAGCGAGGAAUUGGAAACAAGAUCUGUACAAAUUCCUUCGGCAAUACCGUGCUACACCCCACUCCACCACAAACAUCUCACCAUGUGAAGCCCUCAACCAGAGGAAACUCAAGACGACCUUACCUGAACCAGACCUCCCAAGAGUUAUUAUGAUGAUAUACAAAGAAAGAUGGAAAGAAGAGACGCUGAACAGAAGUCGAAGCAGAAGUUGUAUGCUGACAACAAAUCACGUGCAAGAGAAAGUUCGCUUAGCCCUGGAAUGGUAGUCUUGGUGAAGCAACCUAAGCAAAACAAGUUGAGUACGCCAUUUGACCCAAACCCAUUUGUGGUGAAAGAGAAGAAAGGGACUAUGGUGACAGCUAGUAAUGAUCUCAAGACCGUGACGCGAAACUCAUCCCAGUUUAAAGUUAUCCCACCAGAGCUGAAUUCUGAAAGAAACCAAGAAAAGCAAGGAAACGAAGCACAAACUGAGACUCCACCAUCUGUAGCUAAUCCCAAUCAAGAUGAAAUAACCGAAUCGUUAAGAAGAUCAAAUCGACAAAGAAGACAACCCGCAAGAUUCACGGACUAUGUCACAACCAUCAAUUAA